Molecule: messenger RNA, 1213 nt
Organism: Myotis brandtii (Brandt's bat)
Lineage: Eukaryota; Metazoa; Chordata; Mammalia; Chiroptera; Vespertilionidae
Product: extensin-like
Exons: 4
Coding region: 53-1213 (386 amino acids)
Cellular component (GO): plasma membrane
Molecular function (GO): collagen receptor activity
Source: RefSeq, a predicted model, not a curated record
GGGCCCAGCUGAGCCCUGCCUUCUGCUCCAGCUCCAGCCAGACCUGCCCACCAUGGCCCUGGUACUGGUCCUCCAGCUGUUGGCCCUCUCGUGGCCUCUGUGUCACACAGGCGUCACUUCGAAUGGCACCCAGGAAGCCCAAGGACCCAGGCCGCCCAUGUAUUCAAACCCCCGCACCUCGUUCCCCAAGGACAGGCACAGGGGGGGCCUAGCUUCCUUCUCCCUAGACUCAUUCCCCGGGACCCCACCACCUAGGCCCAGCUGGCCCACCAGGCCCUUGCCUCGAUUUCUCCCACGCUCUUACCCGGAGAUCAGGCGCCCCAGGCUCUUGCCUCCAUUCCCCUCACUCCCUUACCCCGAAAUCAGGAGCCCCAGGCCCUUUCCUCCAUUCCCCUCACGCUCUUACCCCAAGAUCAAGUUUCCCAGGCCCUUGCCUCCAUUCCCCUCACCCCCUUACCCCGAAAUCAGGAGCCCCAGGCCCUUUCCUCCAUUCCCCUCACGCUCUUACCCCAAGAUCAAGUUUCCCAGGCCCUUGCCUCCAUUCCCCUCACCCCCUUACCCCGAAAUCAGGAGCCCCAGGCCCUUUCCUCCAGUCCCCUCACGCUCUUACCCCGAGAUCAGGCGCCCCAAGCCCUUGCCUUCAUUCUUCCCACGCCCGAAGCCCAGGCAGCCCACUUAUUCAGUCCCCCCAACCUCACACCCCAAACCCCUACCACCCCAGUUCAAAUGGCCCAUUGAUGCAGACCCCACAACCUCACCCCCCAAGUCCCCCAAGCCAUCACUGGCGGCUCAGCCGGCCGCGGUUGUGACCCCCGGCACCAACGUGACUUUGACGUGCCGGGCGCCCCAGCCCGCCUGGAGGUUUGUGCUCUACAAGGCGGGAGAGGUCUCCCCGGUGCAGCACCACUACCCGGACGAGUCCCUGGCGCUGGCCCGGUUCUUCCUGGAGGCGGUGACCGAGGCCCAGGGGGGCAGCUAUCGCUGCGAGUACCACAACCCCCGGGGGAGGUCCCACCCCAGCGACGCCUUGGAACUGAUGGUGACAGGUGAGGUCCCGGCGGGGAGGAGGCCUCAGGUGGGCUCUGGCUCCAUGGACUACACCAAGGGCAACGUGGUGCGCCUGAGCAGACUUCGCGGAGGGGCAAAGAGGCAGCAGGACGGCCGGGCCUCCGGGCUGAGCCCAGCUGAGCCCCGCUUCCCCCCAUCACAGUAA